AUGGCUGACCCUCUCUCGGUUGCUGCGUCUGUAGUGGGCCUCAUCACAGUCUCGGGAAAGAUCGCAUCGUCAUCUGAGCGGGUCAUCACCGAGAUGCACACCAUGGAAUUGAUCUUUAAGAGGAUCCAACAAUUCAUUGAUGGAGCUAGCGCCUCCGUUGACCAGGAAAGGUUGUCCAUGAUAUCUCUGCACGAUCUUCUGGCCCUGUUGAUGGGGUGCAUGUUUGUCUACUCGAAACUGGAGAAGAAGAUUAAUGCGCUUGGGGGUCAUCCUGAUGCCGAUUGGAGUCUGCGCCAUAUCGUCGCCUUGAUGGAUGAAUUGGGGAGACACAAGAUCAACCUCACCCUCAUGCUCAACACCAUCCAUUGUUCUUGGGUUCCUGAAGUCAACCCAUCCGACCUCGGUGGAGGUUCGGGGAUUUAUGCAUCGCUUGGACGAGGUGCCAGCGGAUGGCGACCCGAUCUCGAUCACGACUACGGCUGGUCCCCGCACACUAAGGCAACGGUCAUUCGAAGCAGACUUGCGAAAAUCAAGACCUUAUCGGAAGCUCCGAGUCUAGAGUGCCUCCACCGUCUCCCUAAACAGCUCAGCCACCAAAACUACGAGAGGGACGACACUCUCUGA
Molecule: messenger RNA, 624 nt
Organism: Tricharina praecox
Lineage: Eukaryota; Fungi; Ascomycota; Pezizomycetes; Pezizales; Pyronemataceae
Exons: 4
Coding region: 1-624 (207 amino acids)
Source: RefSeq, a predicted model, not a curated record